CUGAGAUGGCUACGAAACUUGGAACAUCUAUGGAGGAGGUGGAAAUCAAUAAUGAUAUCGGAGGAGAGAAUCAAUCUCGAAACAUCAAAUUAGAAGUCGCAAUUCGAUGCGCCAAAUCCGCCAUGCUGCUCUCUUCUCUCAAACGACAUCAUUCCUCCCACAGUUCCACCACACUCACCAAUGAUGACGAAAAAGUGGAGGAGCUGAAGAAAGAGCUGGUAAAGGCCAGAGUGAAGAAUAAGAAGAUGAGAACCUGCAGCUUUUACGAGCUUUGUCUCCAGAUCGCGCUCUUGUUCUCUCUCUGGACUCUGUGUUUGUUGAUCGCCUUCAAUUUUCUCCAUCAGUUCGCAAAUAAUUCUCCGCCAUAAACGAUCGACUGCGUCUAAUUGUUUGUAACAGUCAUGGAUUUUAGAUUCUGGAACUCUGUAAACAGGAAGGCGGUAGUAAUCUGUAUUGAUUGAAUUUCA
Molecule: messenger RNA, 467 nt
Organism: Coffea eugenioides
Lineage: Eukaryota; Viridiplantae; Streptophyta; Magnoliopsida; Gentianales; Rubiaceae
Exons: 2
Coding region: 6-368 (120 amino acids)
Source: RefSeq, a predicted model, not a curated record